Molecule: messenger RNA, 1995 nt
Organism: Orussus abietinus
Lineage: Eukaryota; Metazoa; Arthropoda; Insecta; Hymenoptera; Orussidae
Product: G-protein coupled receptor moody
Exons: 4
Coding region: 1-1995 (664 amino acids)
Biological process (GO): G protein-coupled receptor signaling pathway
Cellular component (GO): membrane
Molecular function (GO): G protein-coupled receptor activity
Source: RefSeq, a predicted model, not a curated record
AUGCUAGAGUACUGGAUGGCGAACAAUGCCACAGGGACGAACGGCAGCGAGCUGGAGAUCGAGGAGGUCCUGGAGGAUCCUGGAUCGGCGAUCCUCUUCGGAGGAUACCCACCCUGGCUGCUCUACUUCGCCGCGGGAUGCUGCCUCCUAUUUAUGCUGAUCGGCAUCCCUGGCAAUCUGAUAACCGUGGCUGCCCUCUUUCGCACGAAGAAGUUGAGGAACGCCACGGCGGUCUUCAUCAUGAACUUGUCCGUCUCGGACUUGAUGUUCUGCUGCUUCAACCUGCCUUUGGCGACCUCCACGUUUUGGCACAGUUCUUGGCUUCAUGGACCACUUCUCUGCAGACUGUUCCCUCUGCUCAGAUACGGUUUGGUCGCUGUCAGCCUCUUUACUGUCUUAGCAAUAACGAUCAAUCGAUACGUCAUGAUCGGCCACCCCAGGUUGUACCCCAAACUUUACAGGCCGAGGUACUUAGCUCUGAUGGUUCUAGCAACUUGGAUCUCGGGAUUUGGAGCAUUAAUCGCCACGUGGUUCGGUCAGUGGGGUAGGUUCGGGCUGGACCCAACAAUCGGUUCUUGUUCGAUUCUACCAGAUGUCAAUGGACGCAGCCCAAAGGAAUUCCUCUUCAUCCUCGCAUUUUUAACUCCUUGCAUCGCCAUCGUGGUCUGCUAUGCGAGGAUCUUCUACAUCGUCAGGAAAACUGCCCUUAAAAGUCGAAGGAACAAAGCUGCCGCCGACCUCGUCAAGGCGAAUCUCGAGGUGAAGUACACGAAGAACUUUGACGACUCCGCUCUCGGGUCCAGCUGUGGAGCGACAUUGACAACGACGGAAAAUGGCAACUCGCCGAUAAAAAACGAAAGGACGAACCUGCUAGCCUCGGCAUCCCCGAAACACAGUCCCAUAUAUCGCGGACACGAGAACACGCAUAAUUUCGAGUUCGACUCCAAGAUACCUCCAAAUGUGAAGAAUCCGAGCAACGAUGAAACAGGGAAGCGAUCCAGCAACGACGAAGAGAAGCGACAAGAUGGACUGGCGAACGAAAACUCUUUCCCUUCCGUUGGGCAGGAUCGAAAAACAACUAGUCGCGAUAAAGUGCAUCUCAAGAUAUCUCCAAAAAACCAGGGACCAAUAAUCACGGAUCAGGAGGACCCCCACGAGCCUGAGGUCCUGAGAAAAGUGUCGAGCAACGAGCCGAACCCGAAAUCGAGACAAGACAAGGGGAACCCUGAAAACGACGCCGAAGACAUACCCUUCAUCGACAACCCUCUUCAGGGAGUCCCGACAGAAAAUCCCGACUCAGUUCCUGGCCAGAUCUGGAACCGAGUGCCCAUCCCGAACCUGAAGUUCUUCGAGGCGGAGCCUGAAAACCACCCGGAGGAGGACACCUUGAAGAACGAGCAACCGAUUUUGGAUCUGAAGAGCUUCGACAAGUCCGAGCGCAGGUGCAGCAUGGAGAACAGCCUGCAGGUGCCGAAGAGAUACCUCCACGAUUUGGGCCACACCUCGGAGAAGCUCUUAAGUCCUCUGAGUGUGAGAUACGACGAAGUUUCCGAAGACUGCGCGAGCUCCAGGUCGGACUCGCCCUCGGAGAAGAGGAUGACGAAGAGGGGCAACGUCUUCCGCAGAGAGUCCAGGUUUAGGAGCGUUCGAGGUCGGAAUUUCGAAACGGGGAAGAUGACCGCGAAGGAUAAGAAGCUGCUGAAGAUGAUCCUCGUGAUCUUCUCGUCCUUCCUUAUCUGCUAUCUGCCGAUCACCGUGUCGAAGACCUUCAGGGAUGUCAUAGACUGGCGGGGACUCAACAUCGCGGGGUACAUCCUGAUCUAUCUGACGACUUGUAUCAACCCCGUCAUCUACGUCGUCAUGAGCUCGGAAUACAGGAGUGCUUACAAAAAUGUCCUGCUCUGCAGGAGCGAAUCGACCACCUCGACGAAACCCCCUGCGAAGCUCUCGACGAAGGAGAAGAAGAGGAGCAGGAAAAAGGUCGGCAUAUCUUAA